Molecule: messenger RNA, 2947 nt
Organism: Moneuplotes crassus
Lineage: Eukaryota; Ciliophora; Spirotrichea; Euplotida; Euplotidae
Source: the annotation of a GenBank genome assembly
AUGAAGAAGAGCCUGAAACAAUUGAAGCAAGUGAAGGAGAUUAAAGAGGAAGUUCAACAAGAAACAAGAGAACAGGCUGAAUUCAAAAGAGUUCAUGCAAAGAGACUGACAAAUCCUGAUCUGGAGGAUGUCAGGAUUCCUGAGAUUUAUCAGUGGAGUGAAAGAGACAGACAGGAUCACUUGACCAGACUCAUUAAUAAAUUUGAAGUUGGCGACCAUGUCAUUAUCCAAAACUAUGGCUUCCCUAGAAGAUACGGGAUUAUUAAGAAGAUAGGAAUUGAGGGUGGCCCUGAUUUUUAUGGAAAAUUUUGGUUUGCAUCAUUCCUUGAUUACAGAGAAGCUACAGGUCUUGAACCACCAGCCAUUAGAGCUCAUAAUGAAUUGGUGUAUCACAAGGAUCUUGAGAAAGAUGAUUUGAACAAUAUUUUAGGAUACUGUGAAAUUUUAAGAAUGCAUCAAUAUGUCAAAAACUAUCACUACUAUGCUGAGAAGAAGAAGUUCUAUGAACCACCUCCAUAUGUCUAUGUGUUCCGUCAGAAGAUACAAGGGGAGAUUAGGAGAGGAUUUGUUUCUGCUGAAAAGCAUCUUGUUCCAGAUUUGACUGAAGAUUGAUAUUGAAGGAGAAUAGUCAACCCAAACCAAGUACUUUUUGAGUGUUCUAAAGAAUGCAACAACUAUUACCAUCCUCAGUGUGUCUUACUAGACUCUGAGAGAAUCUGCAAAGAAUGUCGGAUCCCUCUUCCUAUUCUUGAUAUCGUACAGGGAAAGAAAAUCAAAUUGGGGAGUGAUAGGAGAACACUUAUCUUUCGUGAAGAUUCUGAAUCUGAAGAUAUUCAAUCCUCUCAAGAUAAUCAAUCUUCUCAAGAUAGUCUAGCAUCCACCUGAGCAUUAGUAAAACGACUAGGAUUUUGAGUACUUCUGGGAAAUCUGAAACCCUAUAUAACUAAAACAUCUACACAUUCUUAUGGCAAUAGGUCUACAGACAUAAAGCCUGGUGAAGACCACAAAUCUGAAGAGUACGAUGUUGCAAAAGGAAAGCAUUCCCUGCUAAAUGAGGAUCAAGAAAUGAAGGAUGUAAGAAGAAAGAGAAGGUCUAUGGAAGAAGAGAAGGAAUCAAUUGCGGAGAAGGAAAAUUUAGCAUACCCUGAACUCUCAUCCCUAAACAGCGCUAAACUAGCAGUAUACUUGGAGAAAAGAGCUAAAAAGAAUGAAGGAAUGGAUGAUCCCAACAAUAGUGAGCUUCUAAAGGCAUCUGUCGAGACUUAUGACCAGAUCCAUGAGCUUUUCAUGCUUGAGAUAAUGAAGUACAAAGAAAAAUCCAGUGAAAAAGUGGGUAAAAUACCUGAGAUAUUAUCCAUUGAUGGUCUUAAGAUCAAUUGCUUGAUCAAUACCAAAGAAUCUGAUAGGAUUGCUACUCAUUAUUGUGAACAAAUAGAGAUGCUGUCAAGAGAUCUACAGGAGAACUUACCAUGGCCUGAGAAGCUAGAAGGUUUCAAGAAGAUCAAGAUCGCAUUGGAGAGGGAACCAUCCAAUAUCCUGAAGAUCUUGACAAAGGAGCAACCCCUUAAGACUUUCAUUAAGGAUGUCCUUGGCUGCUCACAAGAUGAAAAGAUGGUUUCAACUGAAGAAGAAAAGGACAGAGCGUUUCAAAAAUAUCUCCACUCAGGUGAGCUCCAGAAAGCAAAAGAAGAAGAAAUCCUCAAGUCCAGACCAGAGAAAAGCGAAGAGAGAAAAAAUAGAGAAGCAGCAAGAGAAAUUGAGGCUUUACCUCUUACUUUGGGACAUUCACUGAAUUUUAUUAUGGAGAAGAUUAGGGAUAGAGACUUUGAUCAUGAAUUCAGAGAGGAUCUUUUUACUAUCGCUUAUGAUGCUGGAGGAGCCCAAUUAUCAAAAGUUCCUUUUUACUAUAAUAAUCUCUAUGAUCCAAGAGGAAACAUGAUCAAAGAAAUCAGACGUAAGAAGAACUUCCAGGAAUUUAGCGAAAUAGAGAAAUACGAUCUGAUUAAAUAUGGACUCGAUCACCCUAGACAUCAAGAAAAAUCUAACAGCCAAGGAGAUGGCAAAGAAUUAGACUUCUGCUCUCUCGACAGAACUAUUGAAGACUCUCUUACUACAAUUUGUGAAAACUGGAAGGUUGACUUUGCCCUGGAGAAUCCUUCUGAAAAAGAGAUGUUAUCCUCUGAAGAGAUAAAAGAAUAUGAGAUCAAGUACAAUAAACUCAAGAAGCAAAAGGAAGCACAGGAUAAGCUAUCAGAGCAAGUAAAGUCUCCUUUCGAACUUGCUGAACAAGAAGAGCAGAAGAGAUAUGAAGAAGAGGUAGCUAGAAAAAGAGAGGAAAGGCUCAAAAGACUCAAAGAAAUUGAAGAAGCCAGAGUGCAACAAUCCGUAAAAUGGAUCAAGCUUGCUAAACGCAGGAUUGAACUUCAGAAGAGAGAUAGGGAAAUGAGACGUCAACAGAGAAUUAGAGACCAAAUUGAAAAGGAGCAGAAAGAGCAAGAGCAGAAAGAGGCUAAAGUUAAGGAUGAUGAAGAAGACCUGAAGCUACUUAAAGAGCAAGAAUCUUUGGAACUUUUCGGUAUAAAAAGAAAAAUAAAGUAUGGUCCCAGUCUUCCAGAAAAGAAGUCUCCCAAGAAACCUGCUGAGAAAAAGAUUGUCCAAGAAAAUACAAUGUAUCUGGACAAAGAUUACUAUGAGGAUGAACGUAGUUUUGUUGCUCUCGAUUAUGUGACUGCAGAUGACGAUCCAGAGGCUGCUAGAAUUCUAUGAGGCCCAAUUCCAAAACUGAAGCGUAGCCCACCUAAAAAGAAGAAGUCGAAGAAAAAGUCUAAGAAAAAAUCGAAAGAGAAGAUUAGAAAGUUGGUGAAGAAGAGACUCUCAAGUAAUAGCCCAAAUAAGAAGCAUCACAGAUAAAUAAGUAAAACAUAAAACAAUUUCAGUAUUGUCUAAC